Molecule: messenger RNA, 3385 nt
Organism: Thamnophis sirtalis
Lineage: Eukaryota; Metazoa; Chordata; Lepidosauria; Squamata; Natricidae
Source: RefSeq, a predicted model, not a curated record
AUGGAUGAUCUAUUCCUGAAGGGCUUGUUGCAAGUAUGUGAUUCUUGCAUGUCUCUUCAUGAACCCACUACACAGAUUUUUACUGAAAGUCUUCUAUGUUCAAGCCUGCUGGAGAAUAUCCAUUUAGCUGGGCAAAUGAUGCAUUGCAAUGUUUGGUCAAUAGAUCCGCCUGUUUCUAAAGGAAAAAUACAAUACAGAAUCAGCUAUGAGAAAAGCAUUGAAUUAGUUUUGGCUGCUAGCAGAGAAUAUUUCAAUUCUUCAACCAGUCUGACUGACACUUGCAUGGAUUUGGCCAGAUCCUGCUUACAGCUCAUUACAGACUGUCCAUCUGUUAUUCAAGAAGAACUAGAUCUCAUUCGUUCUCUCAGUUACUUCGAUGAAUUUGGUGUGAAAAUUUUACCAUUACAAGUGCGCUUGUGUUCUGAUCGACUCAGCCUUAUCAAGGAAUGUCUCUCUCGGCUGCCCACGAACUAUAAGCAAUCUGCCAAGCUUUUGGGACUUGCAAAUUUGCUGAAGGUUGCAGGUAAUAUCAAACAUGAUUUCCUAAUUUGUGCUGGUUUAUCCAUGGCAGGAUACUGUAAAAGCUGGGAGGUUUGUAGCCAGUUAGGACAAUCAGAAGGCUAUCAAGACAUGGAGGUUCGGCAACAGCUCCUGGCCUAUGCUUUGACAUACUGUCCCCCAAGUGCCAUAGAAAUGCUAUUGGCAGCAAGCAAUAUUCUACAGACUGAGGUUCUUUAUAACACAGUCAACUAUCAAAUACGACCAUCUGAAAAGGGAGAAAAUGUAAAUAUUUCCCGAUCAUCAAUUGGAAUGAAAUUAGAGUGUCCUCCUGAGGCGGAUAACAGCUUUUCCUCUAGUCAGUCUGCUGAUCUCCUGCAGUGGACUACAGCUAAAACCAUGAAGGUCCUUUCUAACACAACUCUGACCACGAAGGCUGUGUUGCAUGCUGUCAGUGAUCGACAGUGGUGGAAAAAGUCAAUAGCUUAUCUUCGACCGUUGCAUGGUCAAGAGUUUGGAGAUGUAUUAAAAAACACAUCUGGAGCAAAUGCAGCCAUUGAAAAACAAGGGUGUCAUCCAUUUUAUGAAACUCUGAUUGACAAUCCAUAUCUUUCAGAUAAUGAAAUAACUUAUACCAUGUAUGAGCACGCUCCUUUGGAAAGCUUUGCAGAAGUAUUGUUGAGAACAGGAAAGCUUGCAGAAACUAAAAGUGAAGGACAUGAUCUGUUUCCUGCUACAGAAGCCAAUUUUCCACAAGGUGAUAUUAAAACUUCCAGAAUUGCUAGGCAGCAUGCUCACACUUUAAUUCUAAAAGCAGUCACUUUAGCUUAUACAGAGAGUACCAAAGGAGGUGUCCAUUUUAGGUCUUGCGACAUGAUCGAACCUAGAAAUUUGAAGGUCUCUGCUGUUGAUACUGUAUUGUCUAGUAUUGCUGACCCCAAGGAUAUAAUUCAGAUGGUCACAAAGCAUGUUACCAACUCCAGCUAUGCGGACUGGCCAGAAGAAAUAGCAAUUCUGAUUAAACAUCUUCAGUACUAUAAUGAACGACUCUUGGAUUUCACCCAGGCUCAAAUUCUUCAAGGCCUUGGCAAAGGAGUGGAUGUCCAAAGGUUUACAGCAGAUGGUCAAUACAAGAGAGAAACCAUAUUAGGUUUGGCAGAUUUGUCCACAGUUGCAAUAGAAGACCGGGCAAAAAGUCUUGGCCUAUUUGAGACUCUGAAAACUGUUCCAAAAGCCUUUCAUGAGCAUAUGACCAAAUAUGUAUAUCCUAUCAUUGAAGGAAAGGAUCAUCAGCGCUUACUCUACUAUUUCACACUUCUUGAGAACUGUGUUUGCUCUGAAUUUGUGAAAGAUGCCAUCAAACUUGAAACUCACAUACGACUUCUGAAAAAAUUCAAGGCAGUUGCACCAGGUCUUAAUUAUAAAAAACUAACGGAAGAAAACGCAGACCCUCUGGAAGCUUUGGAUCCUAUCCUCACAUGUCAAAAUAUUCUGCCGAUUUCCAAGCUUGCUCCUAAAAUCCCAGGAAAAGAUGGGAGGUUACUGUCUCCUAGCUCUGUCUAUGCUGCCUGGAUUAAAAAAUUGUUCUGGAACGGGGAUUCCCAUCUGAUUAAAAGGGUUCCAGAAACCCCACCAGAAUGGCUUCAUGCUUACGACGUUUGUGCCAAAUACUUCGAUAGACUUUACCCAGGAGAUAUUAUCAACUUUCUGGAUGAAAUUACUUUUUCUUCAAAGGCUGUCACCAAACUGUCAGUCGACUCCCGAGUAGAGAUGACAAAGAGAGCCAUAAAGUCGAUGAAACAUUCAGCUGAAAAAGCUGGGAAAAGGGCUUCUGAGGGGGAUCUCACAGAAGGUGCAGUUCACAGGCAAAUCACUUAUGAAGAUGUUUUGAAUCAUCUCCAGCAGUCCCUUGCACACCUGGAAACCCUUAGUCAUAGUUUUAUUUCUUACCUGAAAACCAGUGACCAGAAAAUUCUGCAAGAAUAUGGCUAUCAAUAUGACAUAUCCCGGUCAGAAAAGAAAAGAAUCCACGAACAAGUUGUAACAAUGUGCUUGGAUGGACAACCUUUGAACAUGAUAAAAACAUUACUGGAUGUUGCUGUUGGAGAUUUAGGACUUUCACCCAGGGAUGUUGUUGAGACAGCUCUAAUCAGAGUGAUAGCUGCUUUGAGUGAAGGGAGUGAUCAGCAUUCUUCUCAGAAAGAUCAUUUUCAGAUACUGGAAGACAUCGUUUCUGCUGUCCACGCAAGUGCUGAAAAUGGCGAGAAUAUGGUGUCUUCAGAUGACUUGUUGGCUUGGCUUAGGCCCUACUGUGGAGAUGAUUCUUUACCAGUGAAGCCUCGCAUAAGAGUGCUGCAGAUUUUGGAGCAAGCUUUUCACCUAAGCGACGAGGAUAGCAAACUGCUUAUACUGUUUAGAACACAAGCUGUUCUCAAAGCCUAUUGGCCCCAGACUCAGGUGGAAAUAACAGAGAUUGAAAAUGAAGAAAAAAGAUACUUUCUCUUCAUGAAACUCCUGGAAAAUAGCAGGAAACAUGAAGAAUUCCAGCAUUUAGUGAUGCUCCUGCAAGCUUGGCCUCCUAUGAAAAGCCCAGAUAUAACAUGUUCAAGUAAUAAUCUUUGGGUUAAACUGGGAACAAUGAUGCUUACGAAGUGCCUACAGGAGCAAAAGAAAAGUGUGGGAGAUGAGAUUCUGGCGAUCUGCCGCUCUUUAUACGAGACAAAGCAGAAGCUCUCUGCAGAGGUAAGUCUACCUGACUAGAGUCCUUGUUAGACGGGACCCAGUUUACAUGGACAAUAAACUCGUUAAUAUAUGUAACUAGCCGAUAACCCGGCAUUGGCUAGGUAUUUAUCUAUAGGGGGAAAUUGUCCAGCCCAAACGUAAUUUC